ACAGAGCUCCAGUCAGUCUCGUGUGAGUGCCUCACACCUGUGGAUCUCUCUGGCUGUGAUUUUCAAUGGAAGCGUUUCUGCUGCAGUUUUCCAGCACAGGUGUGAUCCUUGCUGCUGUGUUUCUGUGUUUGCUUGUUUAUUUUUUCUCCAUUGGUUCCAGCUCUCAUGAUGAAGGUAAAGAGCCUCCAGGACCCAAACCGCUCCCACUGCUUGGUAACCUGCUCAUGCUGGAUCUGAAGAAGACUCACCUGAGUCUUUCUGAGCUGUCAAAGCAAUAUGGCUCUGUCUUUACGGUCUACUUUGGCCCCAAAAAAGUGGUGGUGUUGGCGGGAUACAAAGCCGUCAAGCAGGGACUGGUCAACCUUUCAGAGGAGUUUGGAGACAGAGACAUUACCCCCAUAUUUCAUGAUUUUAACGAAGGUUUAGGAAUUGUGUUUUCUAAUGGAGACAACUGGAAAGAAAUGAGACGCUUUGCUCUGUCGAACCUACGAGACUUUGGUAUGGGCAAGAGACGAAUCGAGGAGAAGAUCAUCGAGGAGUCGAAGUAUUUAAAAGAAGAAUUUGGGACGUUUGAAGGAAAAGCGUUUGACACAACACACCCUGUUAGUCUGGCUGUUUCAAAUAUCAUCUCGUCUAUUGUGUACGGCGACAGAUACGAGUACAACAACCCUCUCUUACACGAAAUGGUGAAGCGAGCUUCUGAAAAUAUGAAAUUGACGGGUUCAGCUUCAGUUCAGCUCUACAACCUAUUUCCUUGGCUUCGACCUUUUGUAAAGAAUCGGCAACUUAUCGUGGACAACCUGCAGGAAAACUACAAAGAAAUCGAAAAGAUUGUGCAAGACCUGAAGACAACUUUGAACCCUCAGGAUCCCAGAGGAUUUGCAGAGUCGUUCCUUAUACGGCAGCAAGAAGACAAGGACGCUGGGGUCAAGAAUAGCUUUUUCCACACGAAGAAUCUGUUUUAUUCGAUUAACAACCUGUUUGCUGCUGGCACGGACACGACGACGACAACACUACGCUGGUGUCUUCUGCUAAUGGCCAAAUAUCCUGAAAUACAAGCGAAGGUUCAGGAGGAGAUCGACCAACUGGUGGGUGGACGUCAGCCGGUGGUGGAGGACAGAAAGAAUCUGCAUUACACAGACGCUGUGAUCCAUGAAUGCCAGAGACUGGCCAGCAUAGUUCCCGUAGGUGUCCCGCGCAAAACUACCUGUGACGUUCACCUUAAUGGAUACUUCAUCAAGAAGGGGACCAGUGUGUUUCCUCUCUUGGUAUCUGUGAUGAGAGAUGAAACCCAGUGGGAGACGCCCGACAUCUUUAAUCCACGACACUUUCUGAAUGAGCAGGGGCAGUUUGUCAAGCGAGACGCUUUCAUGCCCUUCUCUGCAGGACGCAGGGUGUGUUUAGGAGAGGGUUUGGCCAGGAUGGAGAUCUUUCUGUUCUUCGCGUCCCUCGUUCAGUAUUUCCGCUUCACUCCUCCACCCGGAGUGUCUGAGGAUGAUCUGGAUCUCACACCACUUGUGGGGUUUACACUGAAUCCGUCUCCACACAAACUGUGUGCUGUGAAACGGUUUUGAUAACUGUGGCACUGAAGAUGGAUUUAAAACGCUGAAUAUGCGCAUGAAAAUGUUCUCAUAGAAUUACAUUAUAUUCACAUUUCAAUAAUUUCAAUGGUGUAAAUAGGUUUGUGAUUCACAUCUGCAGAUAAGGAAAAUGGAACACAGCUUUAACUCCACAUGCUAAGACAAUAACAGAUAAUGAACGUGGGAAAGGGCGGACAUAUAUGGUGUAUAAAACAGGUGCAGGAUAGUCUGUAUAUAAGGUAACAAAUGAUAAAAAGGAAGUUAUACGGCACAAAAAAACGAACCCUAAACUGGUGAUAAGUUUUAAUGUUAUCGAACACAAAUCAUCUACACUAAAACAAUGUUAUAAAUUUAAUAUCAAAGAAAUUAUAACCAAACACAGACCGGAAGUUAACUUGAAACCCUCUUUACAACAUGAAAGAAAAGAGUCAACGUUUGGUGAUGUCAUUGCUCAAUCCCCUACUAAGCAAUGGCUGACCUAUGAAAGAGAUUUUUAUCAUUAAUGACAUUUUAAAGAGGUCAUAAUGACAUUUUAUUAUACAGAUUGAAAAAACAAAUACCACAAAAUAUCACAGAAUCCAUAAUAUUCAUUACCAAACUUGGUUUUCCCACCAAAGCGAUGUCACUUCCUGAAGAAUGAUGUCCUUAGGGAACUGGCUUUUGUUUGAAAAACUGCCCGUUUUACAGAUAUCCAUCAAAUAAAAUAAUACAAUUUAGUGAAUUAAUAAGUCGACACACAUCAAAUACGUGUGGUUAAUUUAUUUUGGUUAAUUUAUUUUGGUUAAUUUAUAAUCAAACUGGAAAAUAAUACACUCAAAAAAAGAUAUUUGAAGGUUGUUGGUUUUUUAUUCUUUGACAUAACUUGGUUCUUUUGUGUUGGGACAACUUCAUUUUCUUUGACUAACUAAACUACAGAGAUUGAGUUCCCAGCAUGCUUUGCUCUUAUGAUUGGAUUUAGGUAGUACAUUUUAAAAUUGUCGUAAUAUUUGUUGGAACGCUUUUCCUCUCUGCAUCUGUAUUUUCACUUUCUACUUUUAAAUCCUUGCUGAAAACUCGCCUGUUUCACUUGGCUUUCUGUAACUGAACCUUUUUUCAAUAUGCUGGUUUUUUUAUUAUUGUUUUUUUAUUAACUGCUCUGUACGGUUUGUUUCUUUAAGAAUCUUUUUUAUUGUGCAGCACAUUGUUCAACCUCGGUUGAGUUCAAUAGUGCUAUAUAAAUAAACUUGACAUUGACAUCA
Messenger RNA from Triplophysa dalaica, 2818 nucleotides. RefSeq names its product cytochrome P450 2K6-like. The record is from RefSeq and is a predicted model, not a curated record. Lineage: Eukaryota; Metazoa; Chordata; Actinopteri; Cypriniformes; Nemacheilidae. Bases 66 to 1574 code for a protein of 502 amino acids. The transcript is spliced from 9 exons. Gene Ontology annotation, cellular component: cytoplasm; intracellular membrane-bounded organelle. Gene Ontology annotation, biological process: xenobiotic metabolic process. Gene Ontology annotation, molecular function: iron ion binding; heme binding; oxidoreductase activity, acting on paired donors, with incorporation or reduction of molecular oxygen, reduced flavin or flavoprotein as one donor, and incorporation of one atom of oxygen.